ACAUUCAUGGAUGUGGCCGUAGAAUUCUCUCUGGAGGAGUGGGAAUGCCUGAACCUUGCUCAGCAGAAUUUGUAUAGGGAUGUGAUGUUAGAGAACUACACAAACCUGGUCUCUGUAGGUCUUGCUGUCUCUAAACCAGACCUGAUCACCUAUCUGGAACAAAGAAAUGAACCUUGGAAGGUGAGGAAAUACAUUGCAGUAGCCAAAUACCCAGCUAUGUCUUCUCAUUACACCCAAGAGUGUUUGCCAGGGAAAAGUGUGAAAGAUUCAUUCCAAAAAGUGCUACUGAGAAAUUAUGAAGGCUCUGGACUUCAUAAUUUAAGCUUAACGAAAGAGUGGGAAAGUGUGGGUGAGUGUAAGGAGCAGGAAGAAUGUCAUAAUGAAUGUAACCAGUUUUCAACAGCUAGCCAUUGCAAAGUUGUCAAAUGUAAUAAAUAUUUGAAUGUCUUCAGAAAAUUAUCAAAACGAAAUAGACAUAAGAUAAGACAUACUGUAAAGAAAAUUUUCAAAUGUGAAGAAUGUGGAAAAGCCAUUAACAAAUCUUUUAUCCAGCGUUCAAACCUGACCACACAUAAGACAGUUCAUACUGGAGAGAAACCCUACAAAUAUGAAGAAUGUGGCAAAGGUUUUAACCGGUGUUCAAUACUUACCAAACAUAAGAGAAUUCAUGCUGGAGAGAAACCCUACAAAUGUGAAGAAUGUGACAGAACUUUUAACUGGUGGUCAACUGUGACCACGCAUAAAAGAAUUCAUACUGGAGAGAAACCUUACAAAUGUGAAAAAUGUGGCAAAGCUUUUAUCCAGCAUUCAAACCUGACCAAACAUAAGAGAAUUCAUACUGGAGAGAAACCCUACAAAUGUGAAGAAUGUGGCAAAGCCUUUAACCAGUGUUCAUCACUUACCAAUCAUAAGAGUAUUCAUACUGGAGAGAAACCCUACAAAUGUGAAGAAUGUGGCAGAGCUUUUAUCCACCGUUCAAGCCUGACCACACAUAAGAGAAUUCAUACUGGAGAGAAACCCUACAAAUGUGAAGAAUGUGGCAAAGCUUUUAUCCAGCAUUCAAACCUGACCACACAUAAGGCAAUUCAUACUGGAGAGAAACCCUACAAAUGUGAAGAAUGUGGCAAAGCUUUUAUCCAGUGUUCAAUCCUGACCAAACAUAAGACAAUUCAUACUGAAAAGAAACCCUACAAAUGUGAAGAAUGUGGCAAAGCUUUUAAGUGGUCUUCAUACCUUAACAUACAUAAGACAAUUCAUACUGGAGAGAAACCCUACAAAUGUGAAGAAUGUGGCAAAGCCUUUAACUGGUGUUCAGUACUUACCUAUCAUAAGAGAAUUCAUACUGGAGAAAAACCCUACAAAUGUGAGGAAUGUGGCAAAACUUUUAACCGGUGGUCAACCCUGACCACGCAUAAAAGAAUUCAUACUGGAGAGAAACCUUACAAAUGUGAAAACUGUGGCAAAGCUUUUAUCCAGCAUUCAACCCUGACCAAACAUAAGACAAUUCAUACUGGAGAGAAACCCUACAAAUGUGAAGAAUGUGGCAAAACCUUUAUCCAGCGUUCAGCCCUGACUAUACAUGAAACAAUUCAUACUGGAGAGAAACCCUACAAAUGUGAAGAAUGUGGCAAAGCCUUUAACCAGUGUUCAUUACUUACCAAGCAUAAGAGAAUUCAUACUGGAGAGAAACCCUACAAAUGUGAAGAAUGUGGCAGAGCUUUUAUCCACUGUUCAAGCCUGACCACACAUAAGAGAAUUCAUACUGGAGAGAAACCCUACAGAUGUGAAGAAUGUGGCAAAGCCUUUAACCGGUCUUUUAUCCACCGUUCAAGCCUGACUACACAUAAGACAGUUCAUACUGGAGAGAAACCCUACAAAUGUGAAGAGUGUGGCAAAGCUUUUAGCCAGCGUUCAAACCUGACCGCACAUAGGACAAUUCAUACCACAGAGAAACCCUACAAGUGUGAAGAAUGUGGCAAAGCCUUUAACUGGUGUUCAGUACUUACCAAACAUAAGAGAAUUCAUACUGGAGAGAAACCCUACAAAUGUGAAGAAUGUGGCAAAGCUUUUAACAAAUGUUCAACACUGACCACACAUAGGACAAUUCAUACUGGAGAGAAACCCUACAAAUGUGAAGAAUGUGGCAAAGCCUUUAACCGGUGUUCAUUACUUACCAAUCAUAAGAGAAUUCAUACUGGAGAGAAACCCUACAAAUGUGAACAAUGUGGCAGAGCUUUUAUCCACCGUUCAAGCCUGACCACACAUAAGAGAAUUCAUACUGGAGAGAAACCCUACAGAUGUGAAGAAUGUGGCAAAGCCUUUAACCGGUGUUCAUUACUUACCAAUCAUAAGAGAAUUCAUACUGGAGAAAAACCCUACAAAUGUGAAGAAUGUGGCAGAGCUUUUAUCCACCUUUCAAGCCUGACCGCACAUAAGACAGUUCAUACUGGAGAGAAACCCUACAAAUGUGAAGAAUGUGGCAAAGCUUUUAACCAGUAUUCAACCCUGAGCAAACAUAAAACAAUUCAUACUAGAGAGAAACCCUACAAAUGUGAAUGAUGUGGCAAAGCCUUUACUCAAUGCUCUUACCUUACUAUACAUGAGAGAAUUCAUAGCUGAGAAAAAUCCUACAAAUGUAAACAAUGUGGCACAUCCUUUAAUAACUGUUCACAUAGUACUUGACAUGACAGGGUUCAUACUAAUUAAAA
This is a messenger RNA of Lemur catta (Ring-tailed lemur), 2708 nucleotides long. RefSeq names its product zinc finger protein 43-like. Lineage: Eukaryota; Metazoa; Chordata; Mammalia; Primates; Lemuridae. Bases 7 to 2559 code for a protein of 850 amino acids. Gene Ontology annotation, biological process: negative regulation of transcription by RNA polymerase II. The record is from RefSeq and is a predicted model, not a curated record. Gene Ontology annotation, molecular function: DNA-binding transcription repressor activity, RNA polymerase II-specific. The transcript has 5 exons.